Molecule: messenger RNA, 3946 nt
Organism: Entelurus aequoreus (snake pipefish)
Lineage: Eukaryota; Metazoa; Chordata; Actinopteri; Syngnathiformes; Syngnathidae
Product: mucin-2
Exons: 4
Coding region: 169-2736 (855 amino acids)
Source: RefSeq, a predicted model, not a curated record
ACAAAGUGUACUUGAGUAGAAAAAAAGAUUCAUGUAGUAUUCCUCUAAGGUAAGACCUUUCUGAGGAUGGAGCUUCCAUACUUGAAAAUCGAGGUGAAGAGAUGAGCGCCAGAUUCUUCCGAGUGAGAGCACAUAUGAUCCGGGUUCUGUCUUAGUGCCACACCGAAGAUGUCCAAACCCCGGCUGACCCCGUCCGCUCUGAUCAUGGACAUCAAGCUGGCCGACGCUCAGCGCCGCUCCAAAUUCAACGGUGCACUGGAACGGAGCACCAGGCCUGGCGAGGAGGACACGCUGCGCUUCCUGAGUCAGGAGGAGCAGGAGUGCCUCCAGUUCUUCGAGGAGACCAUAGACUCGUUGGAGAACAGUCUGGAGGAGGAAGAGCUGAGACCAGGAUUGAACAGGUCGCUAACACGCCGCAGCCUUCUUGUGGAUGAGAUGGAUGGACUGGAUGUACCAGCGGACUUCUUCACUGCGGGAACACGGCGUCUCAGUGCGAACGACCUGGACAUUAUAGAUCUGGUCCGCCCAGACCCGCACCAGAGGCACACCAAAGUACCAGUCUUCACCCCUUCCAGCCCAGAUUUCCAGACAAUGGUGGUGAACCCAGAAAGCCACUUUGAGAUAAAACCAAGACAUGAUCCACUGGACCCCUCUGGCACACCAAGUGGGAGCUAUGAGCCAGCAGACAGCCCCUUGUACCACCCAGCAGGUUGUGUCCCCACCCCUGUCAUCAUAGCCAAGAAGAUAGCUGAGAACCAGGCAGGAGACACAGACCAUUCCUCUUCAUUCCACAUCCACCGCAGCCAGGAGGGUGAAAGAUCACCAGACUUCCUCACAAAGAUGGGUCCUCCUACCUCCACCAAGCCAAAUAGAUACCCUGCUAACAUUAGUAUGAUUCUUGGCAAAACCCUCCAGAAUCAGUCCAUCGCCAAUGUGAACCUUCACGAUAGGCGAGCGCAGGUGUUGGCAAAUCUGACAGGAGCACCGGCGCAGGAAGAUUCUAAGCCCAAUCUAGAGCAGAUGCCUUACAACUUGCCCGCCCGCAGCAUUUCCUUCAGGGACCCCACACCAGAUAAGUCCAGGCUGGAAGCACUGUCUAAACUGGGCCUGGCCAGGAACCGAGCCGUGUCAGGUGGAAUGUCAGUACUAGAUUCUCCCAGCAGUACCACACAGAAUCCUAUUGUGAGGGCAGAGAACAGUAGCAUUUUCAAUUAUGUGCAACCAAGUGUUCUCCCGAAAGAAAGCAGCCCCCGUGUGACAGAUUUCAAGACCACAGCACCACCAAGUACCAGUGCCUUUUCUGCACAACCCAGCGUUCUCCCGAAAGAGAGCAGUCCCCUUGAGCCAAAGUCUAAGACCACGACAUCACUAAGUACCAUUGUCAGUUCUAUGCAACCCAGUGUUCUCCUGAAAGAGAGCAGCCCCUCAGUGCCAGAGUCCAAGACCACAAUACCACCAAUCCCAACUUACGUCAGCAGAGAAGCAGUGAAGCUUCCCAGGAGCUUUCCCAGUAAGCCUCCACUGAGCCCACUGACUUUGGAAAAGGAUGAACCUGAAUUUCCUCCAGCAGAGGUGCAAUUGAACAACUUUGGAGGCAAAUCCAUCGUGGUCACUGCAGUUCACCCAAAUAAUGACGAUGUGAGUCCUUUAGUAAGCCAAGAAGCCAAAGUCUUGCCCACCGCGCUGGUCAACUCCAGCGAGUUCAACAGCUAUGGCGGUAAGUCCAAAGUCCUGUCUCCUGUGUCUCCGGUGGCCAUGACCAGGAGCGACCUUCCUGACAUUGUCAUCGAUGUCAAUCGCCCCUUCCUCAGCCCCAAUCCCAAUGUGGUCAACCGUUACGAAGGCAAAAGUCCAACCAUCAACUCUCCAAGAGCCCCACAGCGGUCUAUGAAUGGCCCAAAAAGGUCUUUCAAAGACCUACCUCAAGUUCCACUCAACAGUUAUGGAGGCAAUAGUCCGACUAAUAAUUCUUCAAGAGCCUCACAGUGUUCCUUGGAUGACCCGACGAUGUCUGUCAAAGACCUACCUCCACCUCAACUCAACAGUUUUGGAGGCAAGAGUCAGACCACCAACCCUUCACAGCGAUCCUUGGACGGCCCUACGAGGUCUUUCAAAGACCCAUCUCAAGCUUCACUCAACAGUUCUGGAGACAAUAGUCUGACCAACAACUCUUCAAGAGCCUCACAGCAGUCUCUGGAUGGCCCGAUGAUGUCUGUCAAAGAACUACCUCCACCUCAACUCAACAGUUUUGGAGGCAAGAGUCAGACCAUCAACCCUUCACAACGAUCCUUAGACGGCCCUACGAGGUCUUUCAAAGACCCACCUCCAGCUAAACUCAACAGUUUUGGAGGCAAUAGUCCAACCAAUAACUCUUCCAGAGACUCACAGUGGUCUUUUGAUGGCCCAACGAUGUCUGUCAAAGACCUCCCUCCAGCUCAACUCAACAGUUUCGGAGGCAAGAGUCAGACUAUCAACCCUUCACAGCGAUCUUUGGACAGCCCUACGAGGUCUUUCAAAGGCCCACCUCCAGCCCCGGCACCAAGAAAUCCUCUUAAGUCCUAUCACCAUGUGGGCGCUGCAACCCCAACCAGAGCCUUGUCGCCCACCGAUUACAGGAAAACACCCAACGUUGCGUUUCGACCUCAAGGUAUCACUGUUCAGUUUUCUGGCCGUGGGGCUGCAGACGAAUCUCGCAACCAGGCUCUGAGGAAACUUGGGUUGCUGAAAGACUCGUGAUGGACUUGAUGGAAGGUUUCCAUGCUUGACUGAGAGCAAGGCGUGUCUAAGGAAACCUACCUAGACGAGAGGACAGACCUGCACAGCCAGUUCUUGUUGCCUGGAUACUCCUGGCAAGACUGUUUUGACGACAAAUGUCAUCUUGUUUGCAAAGGAAACCUUUGUUUGAGAGAGCAAAGAUCAGGGUUCUUGUCUGAAGAGCAAAUUACUUCUCAAAGUUGCGAGAUAAAUGUUUCAACUGUUCAGGGAACAAAUGUACAGGUGCACCUUAUGAAAUCACAAUAUCUUGUCAAAUUUGAAAAACUCCCAAGUUCACUUUAAAGCACAAACUUGCAGUGGACGUUUGUUUGCGGUCUUUUGUCAGACGUACACAUUUUGGAAAAAAGUAACAGUAAAUUAAACAAGUAAACAAUUUCCUUUGAAUUUCCUGCGGAUCAGAACAAUUUCCCUUGUGGAUCAUUAAAGUUUGUCUAAGUCUAAGUCUAAACCCUAUUGUGCAUGUCCACAAAUGUCCACCACGGGGGACAUCGUACAUGCAUUGCACAUGGAGUGAAAUAUUUCAAGAAGGUAUUUCUCAACUGUUUUGAUAUAAUAUGCUUUAUAUUAUAUCAAAACAAUUAAUAAAUAAUUCGGUAUCUCAUAAAAAUUGUCAUUGCAAAGCCUUCCUGAGCGUUUAGUUAUUGCGGACUCUUGGAAUAAAAUCACUUGUAUCAAGGAUAUUGUGAUGUACUACGAUGCGCCUGUAUGUAAUAUGAAGAAGUUGUCCUCUGCUGGAGGUUAUUUUUACUCCAUAAACACUAACCGCACAUUCUGGAACAGCUUUUUACUUUCUGACUGCAGAGGGAAUACUUUGCCGCUUAUUCUGCAGGCAUUGUGGACUUCAGACCACAAAGACCCUCUCGUCUCCUUAUGCUCGCGACAAAGUGUCUCUUUCUGUCCAUAGUUAUGUACUUUUUUUCAGACUCCGGCCUCUGUAGUUCAGCUACAGUCACUUAUGAAGUAUAUUUUUGCGUUUGCAGGGUUUUACAAUCUUGUGAAUUUUUUUUUUUUUUUAAGACUCCGGUUCUCUGUAGCUCAUCUACAGUUACUAUGAAGUAUCUGCUGGUGCAUACCCAUCUACUGUACUAUACGUUAAUACUAUCUAACAUGUACAUAUUAAUGUAUUCAGCUCUUGUUGAAUGUGUGUCAAUCAUUAAAGCGCAUCACGUGA